Molecule: messenger RNA, 3161 nt
Organism: Trichechus manatus latirostris (Florida manatee)
Lineage: Eukaryota; Metazoa; Chordata; Mammalia; Sirenia; Trichechidae
Gene: MFSD1
Product: major facilitator superfamily domain containing 1
Exons: 14
Coding region: 1664-2770 (368 amino acids)
Biological process (GO): transmembrane transport
Cellular component (GO): lysosome
Molecular function (GO): transmembrane transporter activity
Source: RefSeq, a predicted model, not a curated record
CGCCCGCCGGGGCCGCGGGGUCUCCUCUCGUCGCCCUUGGCGGGGAGCCUGUGGACGUAGCUAGUCCCCCGGGUGGGGUCAGGGGACUGGGCUGGGCGAGUUUGGGCCUCUCCGCUCUUCAUCGCGCCCCUGGGCCGUAGGUGGGAAGCAGGUCCAGAUCUUCAGGUUUCUGUUCGGGCGGUUUGUGCUCAGGAGGAAUUCAGAAACUUAUUACAGCCUGUCCCUCGCCCAUUCAAAAAACCCUAAUCUUUAAAAAAAAAAACGAUUUGGUUGACAGUCUUUUAUGUUUCUCACCCUAUUUCGGAAAAUGUAUGAAUGUGUCUUGCUAAUGGCUUCGGAUAGUUCCUCUUACUCUUCCACUCUGCGGCUGUGUCCGUGGUCCGUGUGAUAGGCUUGGCGAUGGAUGGUUUCACUUACGAAAUCCGAUGGUUCUGAAGGCAAUUUCUGAAAUAAUUUUUACAACAUCUUCCUGUGUUUCAGUGUUUGAGUCAUUCAGCAACUCCCCUAAUGUCAGUUUGGUAUGAAAGGAAUAACGUGUUUUUCAGGGGGGCAGUUGGAUCCCGUGCAGUAAGCAGUUUUAGGGACAUAGGUGGAUAACCUUUUUUUACGGUACCGCUGGGAUGUGUAAGUAGGUGUGAGGGAUGCCUUUAUUUCUUAAUGCUUUUUGCCCUUUUUUAAAAAAGAUAAUGAGCUUUAAAGCAGGUCGUGGAUGUCCUGUACAAACUGUUAAAGCUGGAGCCAGAAGUGGCUGAGUUUAGAAACAAACCAAAGAACACCACAAGAAUAACAACAACAAAAUACUUAAAACUGUCCCUGUUCAUUCUUACAGAUUGUUUUGGGUGAUUCCUGGUUACCUGUUGGGUUUCAGAGCCAGAGUCGUAUCUGUUUAAUGACGGUCAUUUUUCCUUUGAACCCGGUAGUCUCUGAUACAGUUUCCGACCGUAGUGGAGAGAUGGGGGCAGUAUUAGCGUGUAGCCUACCGCAGAAUCUGUCAGUUAUAUUCUGUGUAAAAUAAAUUUGCAUGCAUGAUGUCAAGCCUUUCCCCACUUCUCUCUUAUCCCUCCUGAUAGACAGUAUCAUGUUUUAAUUUCAUCUUCUAGUAUUCUCAUUUUAGUUUUCGUCAUUCUUGUGUUCACUGAAUUACUUCAUUUUGGGUGUCCUUUUUUGUAGAAUUGGAACUCUUGUUUCAAAUUCUGAUUUAGUCAGAAUAGUUAAACUCCGUUCCUCUGCUUUUAAAUAGUGAACUCAGGUAAAAUUAUUAGGAAACUGCUGAGGAUGUUUGUAAAAUUUUUAGCGUGUGUUUUUGUAUAUGGCAGCUUGAUGAAGAUGCUGAAAAAAUAGAUGUGUGAAGCGUGAUGAAGGUGAAAUGGAAGAACCGUUCAUUACUAACUUCUUAAUUCAGGUUCCCAAAAUUUACUUAUCUACACACUAAGAAUUUGUUAAUGAUUUGGCAUGUUUUCUCUAGUAUUUGGCUACAAGUUAGAAAAUAUUGAUGGAUAAAGAAGUGGGCCAAAAAAGUUUCCACUGUGUGAGUCCUCCAGCCCCUAGUGUAAACAUUGAAACUCUCCAUUUGAAUAGUAAUUACAACUUGAAACUUUUAUAUGGACAGUAUGAUUACUUAUAUUUGCUCUUACCUUUUCUUUUCUAGGUAGCUAUUUUUGCUAUGAUAAUCCUGCUGCCCUUCAGAUUCAGAUUCAGCGGAUGGGGCACCAUUAUUUUUAGCUGCUUUGUUUGCAUUGGACAGGUUGUUUUUGCUCUGGGUGGAAUAUUUAAUGCUUUUUGGCUGAUGGAAUUUGGAAGGUUUAUAUUUGGAACUGGCGGGGAGUCCUUAGCAGUGGCCCAGAAUACCUAUGCUGUGAGCUGGUUUAAAGGCAAAGAAUUAAACCUGGUGUUUGGACUCCAACUUAGCAUGGCUAGAAUUGGGAGUACGGUCAACAUGAACCUCAUGGGAUGGCUGUAUUCUAAGGUGGAAGCUUCGCUGGGCUCUGCCGGUCACACAACCCUGGGAGUCACACUUAUGAUCGGAGGUAUAACAUGUAUUCUUUCCCUCAUCUGUGCCUUGGCCCUUGCUUACUUGGAUCGGAGAGCAGAAAGAAUCCUUCAUAAAGAACAAGGAAAAACAGGUGAAGUUAUUAAGCUCAGUGAUGUGAAGGACUUCUCCUUACCCCUGUGGCUCGUAUUUGUCAUCUGUGUCGGCUAUUACGUGGCCGUGUUUCCUUUUAUUGGACUCGGGAAAGUUUUCUUUAUGGAGAAAUUCAAAUUUUCCUCCCAGGCAGCAAGUGCGAUUAACAGUGUGGUGUAUGUCAUAUCUGCUCCCAUGGCCCCAGUAUUUGGGUUUCUGGUGGAUAAAACAGGAAAGAACAUCGUCUGGGUUCUGUGUGCAGUGGCCACCACUCUUGUUUCCCACAUGAUGUUGGCCUUCACGCUGUGGAACCCCUGGAUUGCUAUGUGUCUCAUGGGCGUCUCCUAUUCGUUGCUUGCCUGUGCGUUGUGGCCAAUGGUGGCUUACGUGGUUCCUGAACAUCAGCUGGGGACCGCCUAUGGCUUCAUGCAGUCCAUCCAGAACCUGGGGCUGGCGAUUGUUUCCAUCAUUGCUGGCGUAAUACUGGAUACUCGGGGAUAUUUGUUUCUAGAAGUUUUCUUCAUUGCCUGUGUUUCUGUGUCACUUUUAUCUGUGGUCUUACUCUAUUUGGUGAAUCGUGCCCGAGGUGGGAACCUAAAUUAUUCUGCUAAACAAAGGGAAGAAAUAAAACUUUCUCAUACUGAAUGAGAACUUUAAAUGACUGUGUCAUGAGAAGUGGCUACACACACCACUGGUUUGAAAACCUCCAUUGUUGUUUUAUUUAGAGUUUAGUCAUUAGGAAAAAUAAUGGACUGGAAAGUCAUUGUGUUUAUAUUUCAAAUAUACCUUUUUCAGAGUAUGUUUGUGAGGAUUAUUUUGGCCUUUUUGUUUUGUAUCAUGUGGCACUGAAGAAUUCUGUUUUAGAACCAGUUAAUCAGCAUGAAGAGUUCUGAGAACUGCUCAGGAACAUCCAGGUAGGCUUCAGUAAGGACAAUAAAUAAUGGAUAACAUUGGCUUUGAGAUAAUUUUCACUAAGUGUAUCUUAGGGAAUGGCCUUUUUUUUUUUAAUCUUAAAGCAAAAAAAAAAAAAGCUUGGGGG